AUGGCGGGUGUUGUUCCAACCGAAAUGUCCGCCAAUAGUCCAAGACGUACCGCCCAAUUUGCACGCAAUGCUCAAGGUGGAGCAAAUACGGAGAUGAAGAUCGGAAUCCUCCAACUUGUUUAUGCAAUUCCAUUCACCGGAAUGGAUCAUGAGGAUCCUUUCGCACAUCUCACCAAAUUUUAUGAGAUUGCGGGUUCAACGGGAGUCGAUGCGGCCAAUGAAGAAUCAUUGUUCAAGAGACUAUUUCCACACUCACUACUUGGGAAAGCCAAAGAAUGGUAUCUUGAUCAAUUACCAAAUGUGAUGACGGAUUGGAAUCUAUUGGAAGAAAAAAUUUUAGAACGAUAUUUUCCUCAAUCCCGAUUCAUGGAGGCCAAAACGGCAAUUGCGGUUUUCAAUCAAGGAAGCAACGAAUCCUUAAAUGAUGCUUGGGAAAGAUUCAAAUCCAUGCUUAGAAAAUGCAAGGGUCAUGGUUAUCAAAGGCAACCUCCACCUCACAACAAUCCUUACCAAAGAAACAACCAAGGAUUCCAACCUUCAAGAUUCGGCAAUCAACACUAUCAACAUCAAAGUCCUUAUCAAAGUUCAAACCCACAAGGCCAAGGUCAACAAUCUCAAGGCGGAAGCUCAAAGUUGGAAGAUACUCUUACACAAUUCAUGCAAGCAUCCAUGGAUAAUCAAAGGAGUAAUGAAGCGGCCAUAAAGAAUUUAGAAAAUCAAGUGGGUCAACUUGCAAAGCAAUUGUCCGAGCAACAACCGGGAGCAUCCUUUUCCGCCAACACCCAAACCAAUCCAAAGGAGCAUUGCAAAGCCAUUUUUACAAGAAGUGGGAAGGAGGUGAAUAGUGGCGUAAAUGAAGAGGUUAUAGUGGAAGAUGAGGAGGAAAUAAUAGUUGAAGAUGAAGAAAAGGAUGUGAUAGUUGAAAAAGAGGGAGAAAAGAGUGAGGAGAAAAUAGAGGAAGAAUUAGUUGAAAAAGAGCGGAAAGAAAAAGAAGAAAGAGAGAAAAAUGACAAAAAAGUGAAGAGGAAUAAAAAGAGAAAUGAGAAUAUGCUCACAAAGAAAAAGAAGUACACGGAUGAAGAGACGGUUGUGCUUGAUGCUCAUUGUAGUGCAAUUAUUCAAAAAACUCCCCCAAGAAAGGAAGCCGAUCCGGGACGAGUCAUUUUACCGAUCACCAUUGGAGGUAACUACAUUAGUAAUGGUUUGGUUGAUUUGGGGUCUAGCAUCAAUUUAAUACCUUUAUCCGUUGUCAAGAAAUUGGGGAACAUUGAGAUGAAACACACCAGGAUAACUUUACAACUAGCCGAUAAGUCUAUCAUUUCACCAUAUGGAGUUGUACAAGACAUGCUGCCUCCUAAGGAUGAACAUGACAACUUUCGAAUCGAUGAUGAAAAAGGAGAAAUCAUUGAGGUGGAGAAUCAAUUUCACAAGGACAAGGACAAGGCAAAUCAUGAGGGAAAGACUCAUCACAAAAACUUUGAAGUUGGACAAAUGGUGCUUGUGUGCAAUUCAAGACUCAAGGUGUUUUCUAGUAAGUUAAAGUCAAAGUGGUCGGGGCCAUUUGUUGUGAAAGAGGUGCGAAAUUAUGGAGCCAUUGUGGUAGAGGACCCUAAAACACAAGAAAGCUGGACUGUAAAGGAACAAAGACUCAAAGGCUACCACGAUGGAUAA
Vicia villosa (hairy vetch) is the source of this 1671-nucleotide messenger RNA. RefSeq lists its product as uncharacterized. The transcript has 4 exons. NCBI's taxonomy places the organism in Eukaryota, Viridiplantae, Streptophyta, Magnoliopsida, Fabales, Fabaceae. The record is from RefSeq and is a predicted model, not a curated record. The coding region runs from base 1 to 1671 and encodes 556 amino acids.